Quercus robur (English oak) is the source of this 969-nucleotide messenger RNA. RefSeq lists its product as uncharacterized. Lineage: Eukaryota; Viridiplantae; Streptophyta; Magnoliopsida; Fagales; Fagaceae. The transcript has a single exon. The coding region runs from base 1 to 969 and encodes 322 amino acids. The record is from RefSeq and is a predicted model, not a curated record.
AUGGUCCAGACAAGGUCAAGGGCUACCAGCCCAGGCCCUCAAGAAAGUAAGGGCGACCGAUUGCCUACCGUGCAACCACCUUCUGUCCAACACGUGCAAUCCAUGGCUGCCACUAUGGCGGAGUUGACCCGCCAGAACCAGGAGUUGGUUAGAGAACUUAACAUAAAGAGGCAGCGUCAUGAUGGGAACACUGGAGGACAGGCCCAGAGUCAAGAUGGGAGGAAUGUCGAAUUUGAAAGUCAGUCAAGGGGUACCCCUCCAAGGAGGGUGCCUUACUUGGAAUGGGAGAUGGACCAAAUGAGAAGAAUUAUGGAUGAAAUGAAGGAGAGUAUGAAGAGGACGAACCCUGUAGAAGACUUGGUUCACAGAACUGAUUCCCCUUUUGUGCCUUCCAUCAAUGCUCACCCUUUGCCACCCAAGUUCAAGAUGCCUUCCUUAGAUUCAUAUGAUGGGACGCGGGAUCCGUUUGACCACAUUGCCACCUUCAAAACUACUAUGCACCUUCAAGGGGUUCCAGAUGAAAUAAUGUUCAGAGCUUUCCCUACCACCCUUAAAGGACCCACACGAGUGUGGUUCAGCAAAAUAUCUCCGAGCACAGUAAUGUCCUUCGAGGAGUUAAGCAAGUUAUUUGUCAACAAUUUCAUCGGAGGACAGAGGCACAAGCGUUCCUCGUCUAGUUUACUGACUAUAGAACAAGGAGAGAAUGAAAGUUUGCGGUCCUUCAUUACGCGGUUUAACAGGGAAGCCUUAGCAGUGGACGAGAUGGAUGACAAGCUCCUUUUAGUAGCUUUCCAUAAUGGGGUUCACUCUGACUUGUUCAUCCAUAAGCUAUAUGAGCAGGAGCCUCAAACCAUGGUUGAACUCGUCCAUUCAGCCCAAAAUUUUAUGAAUGCGAAAGAUGCUAUCAUAGCCAAGAAGAGGAAGAGAGUUGAGAAAAUGGAUGCCAACCCCACUCGCCAUUCAGAAUAA